Molecule: messenger RNA, 1845 nt
Organism: Helianthus annuus (common sunflower)
Lineage: Eukaryota; Viridiplantae; Streptophyta; Magnoliopsida; Asterales; Asteraceae
Product: serine/threonine-protein kinase PBS1
Exons: 5
Coding region: 311-1648 (445 amino acids)
Biological process (GO): protein phosphorylation
Molecular function (GO): protein kinase activity; ATP binding
Source: RefSeq, a predicted model, not a curated record
AAAAUGGAGUGUGAAUGAUACGACGACGUGUCGUUGAUGAAAGACGCAUCUUAACAUAUACACUCCCUCUACUCGUUUCUUGAUUUCUCUCUUCUUUCAAUUUCCUGCUUUCAACUCUCAAUCAAUCGAUAAUAUUCUCAUCACUUGGAUUCAAGAUCAGAUUUUUCCAUCUGGGUUUCAAUCAAGAUUGAUUCUUGCGCAUUCAGAAAUCCAAAAAACUGUUGAUUUGAAAUCAUUUGAUUACAAAUUAAUCAUCUUUAAUUAAUCUGGGGUUUUGAAGAUAGAAACAGAGAUAAAGAUUAAUCAAUUCAUGGGUUGUUUUUCUUGUUUUGAUUCGAGGGUAGAAGAAAAAAAGAUUCCUCAAAAAGUUGGGGCUGAUCAACCUCAACUCCACUCACCUGCUUCUUCCAAUAUCUCCAGAUUACCUUCUGGUGUGGAUAGAUUGAAGAACAAAAAUAAUGUGAGUUUGAGGAGGGAAUCGUCGGGCCCGAAAGAUGGCCCGUAUAGUCAAAUUCCUGCACAUACUUUCACAUUCCGUGAGCUUGCGGCUGCAACGCGUAAUUUUAGCCCCGAUUGCUUUUUAGGGGAGGGUGGGUUUGGAUCUGUGUAUAGAGGGCGUCUUCAGGGCAGCGGUCAGAUUGUAGCGGUCAAACAAUUGGACAGAAACGGACUCCAGGGUAACCGUGAAUUCCUUGUGGAAGUUCUUAUGCUCAGUCUUUUACAUCAUCCCAAUUUAGUGAACUUAAUCGGGUACUGUGCGGACGGUGACCAAAGACUUCUUGUUUAUGAAUUCAUGCCAUUGGGAUCAUUAGAAGAUCAUCUUCUAGAUCUUCCGCCAGAUAGAGAAGCGUUAGAUUGGAACACGAGAAUGAAGAUAGCGGCAGGUGCAGCGAAAGGUUUGGAGUUUCUGCACGACAAGGCUAACCCUCCGGUUAUUUAUCGGGAUUUCAAAUCGUCAAACAUUUUGCUUGGUGAGGGGUUUCAGCCGAAGCUUUCUGACUUUGGGCUGGCUAAGUUGGGCCCCACUGGAGAUAAGUCUCAUGUAUCCACACGGGUCAUGGGAACAUAUGGUUAUUGUGCUCCUGAAUAUGCUAUGACCGGUCAACUCACGGUUAAGUCCGAUGUAUACAGUUUUGGAGUGGUGUUUUUAGAACUUAUUACGGGUCGAAAAGCCAUUGACAGUGCUGCACCACAAGGACAACAGAAUCUGGUCACUUGGGCCCGACCCUUAUUCAACGAUAGAAGGAAGUUCGCAACGUUAGUGGACCCCAGGCUCGAAGGUCGUUAUCCAAUGAGGGGUCUCUACCAGGCUCUAGCCGUUGCAUCGAUGUGCAUUCAAGAACAGGCUGCGGCUCGACCUCUAAUUGGAGACGUGGUGACGGCCUUAUCUUAUCUCGCGAACCACACCUAUGACCCUAGCGAGAGGAAUGGUAGAGUUUCGAAGAAUGAAGAAGGUGGCGGGUCGGGUCGUAGCAGAUGGGGGGAUCUAGAAGGUUCGGAUAAAGGAGAUUCGCCUCGAGAAACACAACCUCCAAAAAUAGUGAACCGAGAUCUUGAUCGAGAACGAGCUGUUGCCGAGGCUAAAAUGUGGGUGGAAAAAAGACGACAAAGUGCACAAGGAAGUUUUGACGGGAAUCAUAACGGUUAGGAGACGAGUAUUGGUGAGUUGUUGUACGUUGUUUUUUGGUCAGUUUUUCGUCGUUUUCCCAAUACUAGAUUUAGGCAAAAGAGGCGUUUGUCUAUGUAUGUAUGUAUGUAUACUAAAUGAAGAGAAUGGGAAAACUUUAAACAUGUUUUAUGGUAAAUUUUGGUUUGUUUUUCUGUAACAUAUUGGCUGAUGAUACA